GGAAGAGUAAUAGAGUGAAGCUAUGAAAGUGAGCUGUCGGCUUGUUUUGAAUGAGUUACACUUCAUAUUUUUUGAUUAUUAUUAUUUUGAGAUCUGCAAAUGGUUUAAAUCUGAAUGAAAUGGCGUUUCUCUUCAGUUUAAUUGAGUGUUGAUGCAAAACUGCAAAAAGUAGUUUAUCUGUUUAGUGCAUGGAUUAAACGUUAUGGGGAGCUUCGACACUACAACAAGACCCUCGAUCAAGACUACAAGAUGCAAUCCUAUGUUGAACUCUCUGACACCAAUGUAGACAGCGAUUCCUCAGAUGACAGCAAAGAACAUCCACCUUCAUUUGAAGUGCUAGAAAAACAUGAGUUCACCAUAGAAAAGGAACUCGGACAAGGGAUUUCAGGACGAACAUUUCUGGUGAAAAAUACAGAUGGAGAUCUUUUCGUGGUCAAAGAGGUCAACUACAGAGAUAACGUGCCUCUCGACACAGUCAAAAAUGAAGUCAGCAUCCUGAAGAAGCUUCAUCAUGGAUAUAUUGUGGCUUAUGAGGACUCAUUUGAAGAUAUGGAAUCUGGACACUUUUACAUUGUUAUGGAGUACUGUGCCUGGGGAGAUCUUCACAACAAGAUGCAAGCACAGAGAAGUAUCGGGUUUUUUGAAGAACAACAGAUCCUUGACUGGCUGGUUCAGAUUUGUCUGGCUCUGCAGUAUAUCCAUGAGAACAAUGUUCUUCACAGAGAUGUAAAGCCUCAGAAUGUUUUCCUUACUGAAGAUGGAUACAUCAACCUAGGAGAUUUUGGAUGUGCAACUGCACUAAGCAGAGCUGAUGCAUAUGCACAAUCAGUUGUGGGUGCAGACCUCUAUGUCAGCCCAGAAGUUUAUCAACGGAGAUACAAUUCCAAAAGUGAUAUAUGGUCUUUAGGAUGGCUGGCCCAUGACCUGUGCAUGCUGGAUGUGUGGGCUGACUUCAUAGAUCGCCGUCGUCUUCAUGCCAACAGCAUGGCAGGAAUCACCCCUGAAAUCUCAGAUAGGUACUCUGAGGAUCUACAGAAACUUAUCAAACAAAUGCUCAGCCGUAACCCCAAAGAUAGACCGUCAGCUGAUGAGAUUUUAGCAAAAGAAUUCCUGAGAGAGGCAGUAAACAGAAACGAGAGAAUUCCAGAAGUGCUGGAACAAAAGUUCAUGAGUAGCAUCAAGACCUUCGAUGAGGCCUAUACUGCGCACUAUAAAGCCUUUAAAGCCUUAGUUCAUGACUGGGGGAAAACAACUGAUUCACUAGAGGCGAUACAUUAUCGAGCCACAGCAGGCAGUCUGUCAGGAGCGGUGAUUGGGACAGCAGGAGGAAUCACUGCAGUGGUUGGUGCAAUUCUGGCACCUUUCACUUUCGGAGCGUCUCUGAUUGUAGCAGGAGUUGGUAUUGGAGUUGGAGUCCUAGGCGGUGCAACAGGUGCCGCCUCCAACAUUACCAAUACAGUAAAACAAAAAUCACUCCGUCAGAAGAUUGAAAAACUGAAGCAGGAAUAUGAAAGCGUGAGCACACCAAUUCUUGAUUCACUGAAAACAGUGAGGAAGUUGAUGACAAAAAUAAUCAAGUUCCAUGAUUUUGUCCGCAACUCAACGUUUGUUAAUGUACAAAUGUCAUGGAGGUUAGGCAGGACCACAGUAGCCGGUGUCACAGAAUUUAUUACUCUGGGAAUGCUGGCAAGUUUUGGCAGGAUUGCCGUCCAGUCUGCCAAAGCUGUCCGAGCAGUAGCAGCAGCAUCAGGUGUGUUGAGUGGACUCUUGGUUAUUGCUGACGUGGCCUUCAUAGUGAAAGACUCCAGAGAGAUUCACCAGAUGAGACAACAGUGGAAAACAGAUGAUCCAGAAAAGGUCAAAUCCAAUGUGCUCAAGUCGAUUGCACAGAUGAGGAAAACACACAAAGAGCUCUGCACUGUCUUGGAGGAAAUCAAAGAAACCAGACAGGAACUAAAUAAGUAUAUAGAAAAGAUCUGGGAAGAUCAAGAUUUAGAGAGUUCAAACAAUUUAACUUAAGACUAAUUCAGAAUUAUUCCCACUUAGGGAUGGGUAUCGUUGAGGUUUUAACGGUACUA
Molecule: messenger RNA, 2078 nt
Organism: Danio aesculapii
Lineage: Eukaryota; Metazoa; Chordata; Actinopteri; Cypriniformes; Danionidae
Product: serine/threonine-protein kinase 24-like
Exons: 10
Coding region: 250-2019 (589 amino acids)
Biological process (GO): lipid transport; protein phosphorylation; lipoprotein metabolic process
Cellular component (GO): extracellular region
Molecular function (GO): protein kinase activity; ATP binding; lipid binding
Source: RefSeq, a predicted model, not a curated record